Exophiala spinifera is the source of this 1161-nucleotide messenger RNA. RefSeq lists its product as uncharacterized. The record is from RefSeq and is a predicted model, not a curated record. Lineage: Eukaryota; Fungi; Ascomycota; Eurotiomycetes; Chaetothyriales; Herpotrichiellaceae. Bases 1 to 1161 code for a protein of 386 amino acids. Gene Ontology annotation, cellular component: U5 snRNP; U2-type post-spliceosomal complex; U4/U6 x U5 tri-snRNP complex. The transcript has a single exon. Gene Ontology annotation, biological process: RNA splicing; generation of catalytic spliceosome for second transesterification step.
AUGGACUUCAAAUCAUUAAUGGCGGCGCAAAUCGCCAAAUCCAAACCGAAACCGGCGCCGUCCAAAUCGCCAGACCAGUCAUCCGAAUCACAAUCGCCCGCUCAAAAGUACCUCCGCCGCGCCGAACUGGAAGCAGCACGCGAAGCAGCUUACGCGGCCGAACAAGCGCGGCUCGAAGCAGAGCGAGAAGAGCGAGCGUCCAAGAAGCGCAAACUGGAAGAAGAGGAAGCGGCGCGCGCAGCGGCCCGAGAAGAGAAGAAACGUCGACUGGCCGAAGAAUCGCGGCGGCGUCGCGAAGCAGAAGAACGAGAGGAAGAACGCAAGCGACGGAAACGACUAGGUCUUCCUGACCUCGAUUCUGAAGGCAAGACACCACCACCCCCGACAUCGACCUCAACAUCAUCAACCACACCGACACCUGCAGGCGACCAAGUAGACAUCGCCGACGACGAGUUACGGAGCAAACUGCGCUCCCUGAACGAACCGGCGGCACUGUACGACGAACCGCACACGUCACGCUUGAAGCGAUACUACGCACUCACAUCUGCGAAAUCGUCCUUGGCCGCCAAACCCAAACUCAGCAGCGGUCCGAUCCCGACGACGCUCGAGCCCGUCGCCGAAAAGGACAUGCUGAUCCCGUCGACGCUGCCGCCCGCAAGCGACGCGGCGGCGCACGGCUACCUGUACCGCCAGCUGGCGUCGUACUUCACGCUGCUGCUGACGGAAUGGGCGUCGGCGCUGGCGUCGCGCGACACGGCGGUCAAGGCGUCGUCGUCGGGCAAGGCGGCGCAGGCGUCGUACCAGCAGGUCCUCAAGGACCUGGCGCCGCUGUUCCGGCGGUUCGAGCGCGCCGACCUCGACCACGGCCUGCUCGAGCCCAUCUGCCAGAUCGUGCGGUCCGCGCAGGCCCGCCGCUACGUCGAGGCCAACGACAAGUACCUGACGCUCUCGAUCGGCAAGGCCGCCUGGCCCAUCGGCGUCACCAUGGUCGGCAUCCACGAACGCUCCGCCCGCGAGAAGCUCCACGAGACCAGCGACGGCAAGCAGGCCCACAUCAUGGCCGACGAGGCCACCCGCAAGUUCCUCCAGAGCAUCAAGCGCUGUUUGACCUUUGCCCAGACGCGGUGGCCGCCUGAGGAUCUGGGUCAGUUGAUGGGUUAA